CGUACUCCAAAAUGGCGGUGCCCUUGUUACAAUGGGGACUGUCGAUGAUCACUUGUUAGCCAACUUAUUGUGAAUAUCAGCGGAUUAACUCGACAGUUGUCUGUUUUGGGUGACUUGCUCUAUCGGCUUCAUGUUAAAGCCCAGUGCAGCAGGCCCAUCCUCUGUCGCCUCUCCUCAGCCAAUGAAGGACUCCAAGGAGAACCUCUCAAUGUCCAACCAAGGCAUGCUGGACCACAUCAAGCCAUGCUGGUACUGGGACAAGAAGGAUUUAGCCCACACCCCCUCUCAGUCUGAAGGUCUGGACCCUGGCACAGAGGCUCGGUAUCGGAGAGAAGGAGCCCGCUUCAUUUUUGACGUGGGGACCAGACUUGGCCUACACUAUGACACACUGGCGACUGGCAUCAUCUACUUCCACCGUUUCUACAUGUUUCACUCUUUUAAGCAGUUCCCCAGAUACGUGACAGGCGCUUGCUGUCUAUUCCUGGCGGGAAAAGUGGAGGAAACCCCAAAGAAGUGCAAAGACAUCAUCAAAACAGCCCGCAGCUUGUUGAAUGAUGUGCAGUUCGCCCAGUUUGGAGAUGAUCCCAAGGAAGAGGUGAUGGUGUUGGAGAGGAUUUUGCUGCAGACGAUCAAAUUUGACCUGCAGGUAGAGCACCCUUAUAUGUUCCUGCUGCGCUACGUCAAGCAGCUCAAAGGUGAAAAGAAUAAAGUGUGCAAGGUGCUGCAGAUGGCAUGGACCUUUGUCAACGACAGCCUGUGCACCAUGCUGUCCCUGCAGUGGGAGCCAGAGAUUAUUGCCGUAGCUGUCAUGUACUUGGCGGGCCGUCUCUGUAAGUUUGAGAUCCAGGAAUGGACAGCAAAGCAGUCGUCUCGCCGCUGGUGGGAGCAGUUUGUCCAGGAUGUCCCAGUGGAGCUGCUUGAAGACAUUUGCCACCAGAUCCUGGACCUGUACUCCCAGGGGAACAAACCCAUCCCUCAGCAGAUCCAAGAGAAGGAGCGGGCCUCGGUUCCUCCGGUCCCUGCUCCCUCAGUCCCACCGGGACAACCGCCAGCCGCCAACCCUCCUCCCCCACCACCAAAGAAGACUUCUCCUCAGGGGGGCAGCCCUGCACGCCAGCUCAAACGCUCACAUACAUCUCCUAAAGAUGAACCAAAAGCUCCAGAACAAGUUGGGUCGAAGAUUCCCAGACUUGAGAGCCCCAUGCCUCCUCUGCCUACAUCACAGCCUCCACCAGAACGCAAACCUGUAGCUCCAGCCCCUCCGGCAGAAGCAGAACCAGGAAGUGAAACAGCUCCUCCUCCCCCACAUGCCCCGCCACCACAUCAGCCUCCUCCCUUACCCCAUCGUCCUCCUCCACCUCCACCUUCCAACUACCUCAUGUCCACCAGCAGCUCCUACAUGUCUGGGGAAGGUUUCCAGAGCCUGCAGUCCAUGAUGAAGACAGAGGGGCCCUCCUACGCUCCCAUGCCUCCUAACUAUGCUCCUCCACUACCGCCGUACCACGUCUACCCACCGCCUGCAGCACCCCCUCCAGGCCCUCCACCUCCUCCCUCUUCAUACCCUCCACCAAGCUUACCACCGACGUAUCCGCCACCGGGCUACAACAACUACCCCCCGCCACCACCUCCACGCAUGCCCCCAGGACACGUACCCCCUCCAGGUAUCGGUCUACCACCUACUGGGUACCCACCUCCUCCUCCUGUGCCUCCAGGACAGUCACAGGUGCCCCUUCCCCCUCCGCCUGGCAUGCCUCUGAACCGUGGGGGGUGGAUGAGAUGAAAGAGUGACAACAGAGUAUGAACUGAGUCUGUGCAGCUGUAGUGAAAGAACCUGAAGCUGAAAAAGGAUGGCCUGAUCAACUCCAGUCAGACUUUUGUUGUCUUCAAGAAGACUUCACGACAAAGAUCUGAGAGUGAAAGUGAAGUCUGGACACGUCUCACCCGGUCAGGUUCUCAUAACCUCUAGUGUGGAGGUGUUGUGAGAACCUGACCUGAUGAAAAUCCUGUAAUAUUUUUAAAUAAACAGUUCGAACGUGUA
Cheilinus undulatus (humphead wrasse) is the source of this 2038-nucleotide messenger RNA. RefSeq names its product cyclin K (gene ccnk). Gene Ontology annotation, biological process: positive regulation of DNA-templated transcription, elongation; regulation of transcription by RNA polymerase II. The coding region runs from base 131 to 1780 and encodes 549 amino acids. Gene Ontology annotation, molecular function: cyclin-dependent protein serine/threonine kinase activator activity. The record is from RefSeq and is a predicted model, not a curated record. The transcript is spliced from 11 exons. Gene Ontology annotation, cellular component: cyclin/CDK positive transcription elongation factor complex; nucleus. NCBI's taxonomy places the organism in Eukaryota, Metazoa, Chordata, Actinopteri, Labriformes, Labridae.